CAGUGUUCGCCUCAGACACCAGUCCAUUACAGGCUACAGGAACAUAUACUGUACAUACAUACAUACAUACAUACAUCGGCUGAGCUUCGCACACAAGAAAUGGCAACCAAGUGCAUCAGUGUGACUCGUUUAAGUUCCACUAGUUUCAUCUGGGCAUCGUGGAACAGCAAGAGGGGUUUAUGGAGUGUCUAUGGGACUCCUGUCUGCCCCAGUGAGGAGGGUCAUGAGUCAGAGAAACCCGCAAAGGCUAAGUGCUCGGCUGGAAAGCCAGCGGAAAUCAACAGGACUGCCAGCCGGUGCCCCUCUCAAAAAGCCUUACAACUCAAGGUGAACAAGUUAGAAAACAAAUAUCAGAUACUGAAGGAGAAUUAUCAGAAAGCUCUAGCGCAUGCUGAAGAUAUCAAUCGAAGAACCAGAAAGUGUGUAGAAGAUGCGAGGGUGUUCGGUAUCCACAGUUUCUGUAAGGACAUGCUGGCAGUAGCUGACCUGAUAGAGAAGACCAUAGUGAGCGUGAGUGAGGAAGAACUGGCAGACUCCAAUCCCACCAUGAACAACCUCCACAAAGGUCUGUCUUUGAUAGAAGGGAAACUCUGGCAGAUAUUUGGCAAGCACGGCCUAGAGAAGAUGAACUCCAUUGGGCUCAAGUACAACUCAGCGGAGCAUGAAAUUAUCUCGCGGGUGCCUUCCUUGGAUGCCCUACCUGGUACGGUCGUGACAAUCAAGCAAGAAGGGUAUAAGCUUCAUGGCAGGACUCUAAGAUCGGCACAGGUUGGUCUUGCUAUUGAGACCCAACCACAUGUGAGGAAAGAUAGAAUGGGCUCUGGAGCAGUUGGCAGUCACAGUGUUGGUUGGAGGCAGAAACGAUAGUAAUUUAUAAACUAGGAACUUUUUGGGGCAUUGGGUUAUAUUCCUUUUACCAUCUAUCAAUUAUACUAUAUAGCUAAACGUACUAUAUACUAUGUAGUACUUUUGGCUACUAAAGUUUAGAGCUAUGUGUGAGAUUUUUUUAAGAAGUAGCUGAGAAAAAUAAAUCUUUCAUAUCAGAAUCUUAACUGUAAAGGGAAAGCCUUUUAAAAAAAAAAGGUAGUCUGUUGUGCACUGUACAUUUUUCAUCCUGAAAUCUCCAGUGCUUCCUAAUUGUUUAUUGCUUUGCCUUGAAAUGCCUUGUCCCACCCCACCUCUGUGAUCUUGUGAGGUCUUCCUCCUACCUCAACCCACUUCCUCCACUCUACUAGCUUGUGUCUGCUUCAUGUCCUCCGCCUCCUACCAUCAACGGGUGUGUUUUUAGUCACUUUGCUGC
Messenger RNA from Callorhinchus milii (elephant shark), 1300 nucleotides. Its product is annotated as grpE protein homolog 2, mitochondrial. Gene Ontology annotation, molecular function: protein-folding chaperone binding; protein homodimerization activity; adenyl-nucleotide exchange factor activity. The transcript is spliced from 4 exons. The record is from RefSeq and is a predicted model, not a curated record. The coding region runs from base 100 to 867 and encodes 255 amino acids. Gene Ontology annotation, biological process: protein import into mitochondrial matrix; protein folding. Gene Ontology annotation, cellular component: PAM complex, Tim23 associated import motor. Lineage: Eukaryota; Metazoa; Chordata; Chondrichthyes; Chimaeriformes; Callorhinchidae.